UCCCAAUCCAUCAGGGAUUCGGACUUGUUCUUUUCUUCGACGACGUCCUGUCAGAAGGCAGUGACGGUAUCGCUAUCGAACUCUUUUCUCCUCCUUUUCCUCGUUAUAAGGGCCCAGUACUACCCAGAAAUGUGCUAAUUCUGUUGUACUACCUUUCACUGCCAGCCCAUGCAAACAGUUCUCGCACCUCUUCCUCUCACAAUGGAUUCUGCUGACCACGAUUUCUCUCCGGCACAAUGGACUCCCCAUCGCUUUACCCCUUCGCCGUCCUUUGAUCCAACUCCAGAUAUCGAGUACCCUUCACCAGUCGCUUCAGUGGCACCAUCGUUCCAGCAGCCAGCACCACCACCGGAGUCGACGUCGACGGCGGCGCCUGCAGACGACUUCAACCAGGUCCAGUCAUCUAUUGGCCCAGAUCGUGUGCUGACGCGGCGCCAAAAGGCUGCUCUCGAGGGCAGGCGCUCCUCGUUUCCUGCUGCCCCACGCUCUCCACAAACUAUCCGCUCUCAUACGCCACCAGCCUCGCCUCACCGCGAGCGCCUGUCGAUGAAUGUCUCUGCCCUGCAGAUGCCCCAUCCGUAUCCACUGACCCCAGACUCUUCCUCUACUUCCUACUCAGCCCCUUACACCUUCCCUCAAUCCCAGAACUCUCAUUCCCAGUCCCCGUCUGACCCUCGUUCUGCCUCUCCAGCCUUGAGCACUACCUCUUCUUCGGCUUCAGCUUCGUCCAAUCAUCCCCAGUUUGCACAGUUCCAACAUACUCCAGGCCUUUCUGGUAAAACACAAAAACAGCGCAAGCAGCGUCUCUUUAAUGUCGAUCGCAAAGCCAUCUGUCAAUAUCAUCGGCAGCAUCCGGAUGCUCGUCAGGAAGAUAUUGCUUCGCGCUACGGGGUUGAGCGCAGCACCAUCUCCAAGAUCCUCAAACACAGAGUUAAAUGGCUUAGCGUCCCCUCUGAUGAGGAACUCCGAAUCUCAAAGCACCGACCUUCGAAGUUCCCUAUUAUCGAGGAAAAGAUGGUCCUUUGGUUGUCUGACUCAGAGACCACCAAAACCUCGCUCUCUGACAUGCGUUUACGCGAAAAAGCCCGUCAGAUUGCACGGGACAUUGGCAUGUCUGAAGAUAGAUUCAAAGCUUCCUCAGGCUGGGUCGAAAACUUCAAGCAUCGACACGGCAUACGCGGAGGAAUCUGGACUGGUGACGGGCUUAAUACGCGCGCCGCUAGGGCACUCGGAAUGUCCUCGCCGGAUACCUUGCUCACUCCGCAGGAAGCUGAGGAGGCCAUUCGAGGGUAUGAAGCCAGAGACCGAGAAAUCGAACGAAAGCGAGCCGCUGGGCUGAGGCCUGCGAGUUGGCCGCAAGAACAGCCAACACAUCAUCCUUCGUAUAAUCAUUAUGAUUCUUCGCAAUAUGAAGCCUCGUCGUCAGUACCCCCUACGACAGAACAGUCGUCGAUAACACAAUCCUCGCUCCAGCCAAGGUAUGAUUCCACAACAAAUACUGUGGUGCCAUACGAUGGUGGCUCGUCUGUGCGAUCGCCAGCGUAUCAAACUCCAAGCUCUUACCCCGCUCCCGCUCCCACUUCGCCUACGGCCUAUCCUCGCCCCCCUUCGCCCAGCUCUUCAUACCCUCCGGCACCCCCUCCUGACUCCUACCCCGUUAUGGAAGCCUAUGUUCCUGUACCUAAUAUUCCCGACAACUCUGUGCCUACGUUGGCGGAGGUAGAAGAACACAUGAACAAGGUGCUCCUCUUUUUCGAUACUUCGGCGGGCAUGGGGGUCAUUAGCCAUGAGGAUCGAGAAAACCUCAACCAAGUGAAGCGUGCCCUGUUCCAAGCAGCGAGCGGCGUGCCCUACGUGAGGGAGUAGCUUACUGAAAUAACUUUACGCUGGGGUUCUCAUAUAGAGACGAUGUCCGUAUUUCCUUUUUUCCUCCCUCUUUCUCUGGCUCGAUAACAGUCUCAUUGCAAAUGGUCUCCUUUCUCGUAUGCAUGCAUCACCAUCAUUCUUCAUCCGCAUCCAUCAAGACAUCCUUGUAUACAGUUCACUUCACUGUACAUGUAACCAACCCCAUUUGUUGUUGUUAGGUACCAACCAGCAGUUAAAGACCAUCCACAUCCUGAAAAUACGUAUACCACCUGUAUGUACAGUUUGCGCAUUAAAACAAUAUCUGCGCCUGUCCUGCACACUUAUGCAUGGCGGGUAAUGUUGCAUUCGCCGAGAAAUAAAUAUGUUAUUAUCGCUUUACAUAAAUUUGU
Messenger RNA from Guyanagaster necrorhizus, 2255 nucleotides. Its product is annotated as CenpB-DNA-bind-domain-containing protein. The record is from RefSeq and is a predicted model, not a curated record. Bases 169 to 1866 code for a protein of 565 amino acids. The transcript is spliced from 3 exons. Lineage: Eukaryota; Fungi; Basidiomycota; Agaricomycetes; Agaricales; Physalacriaceae. Gene Ontology annotation, molecular function: DNA binding. Gene Ontology annotation, cellular component: nucleus.